ACUUAGGUGUUGCACAUGCGUUUUUCGCCCUUGCGGAUAAAUAGACCGAGUCGCCCGACACCGGUGUGCAUUACCGCCGCGUCCGGACACCUUCGUCCUGGACGGAAGAUCCCGGAAGAGGAACGUCUCGCUAUCCGUCCGCGCGCCACGCGUACACGCACGCAUCUGCGUCGUGUUUGGUGGUGGUCUCUUACCACCAAUACCACCGCCGUCGAUUGCCGCCGAUUGCCGCCGCCGCCGAUCGCCGCACGCGCGAUGUCGCAUUCCGCGGCCGCCGGUCGUACGCUACGUACGUACAAGUCCCGUCAAAUGGAGUAUCUGUUGCAAGCCCGUGGUCACCAACGCAGCUCUUCAGAUACACAGGCGUUCCGCGAGCGCACGAAGAGGGAUGCGCGGGACGAGCUGCAGCGCGAGCUCGAGAAGCUGGAGGCGACCAUCUGCGACAGCACGAAGGCGUUGUUCGGCCGGCAGUUCGCCGGCUUUCAGCACCUAUUCGAGCGAUUCCUGCAGGAGGAAGGCCCGUCCUUGGAGUGGGACCACAUCCAGAAGCUGCCCGAAGAUGCGGUCAAGGAUUACAACUCUUUGCCAUCGCCGGAGACGAACGAGGUGAAGGAGCUACUGGAUAAGCUGGUCGUAGUCAAGUUAAACGGUGGUCUUGGAACGAGCAUGGGAUGCCACGGGCCGAAAUCGGUUAUCGCUGUACGAAAUGGCCUCACGUUUCUUGAUCUCACUGUUCAGCAAAUCGAGCAUCUGAAUAAAACGUACAACGCUAACGUGCCACUCAUACUGAUGAACUCGUUCAACACGGACGACGAUACGCAGCGCAUAAUUAGGAAGUACAAAGGAAUCGAUAUAGAUAUCUACACUUUUAAUCAGAGCUGUUAUCCGCGCAUAAACAGGGACUCCCUCCUCCCGAUCGCCAAGCACUGUCAAAUCGACGAGGACAUAGAAGCCUGGUACCCACCCGGCCACGGAGACUUCUACGAGAGUUUCCAGAACUCUGGGUUACUUAAAAAGUUCAUUCGCGAGGGCCGCGAAUAUUGUUUCAUGUCGAACAUAGACAAUCUUGGUGCCACGGUGGAUAUUAAAAUUUUGAAGUCGUUGUUGAGCAAGAGGCCGGAACCGCCGCUUGAAUUUGUGAUGGAAGUAACCGACAAAACGCGGGCGGACGUCAAGGGCGGUACACUCAUAAAAUACGAGGACAAACUUCGCCUCCUUGAAAUAGCUCAGGUUCCCAAGGAUCAUAUCGACGACUUCAAGUCCGUCAAGACAUUCAAGUAUUUCAACACCAACAACCUCUGGAUUAAACUUAGUGCCAUUGAGCGAGUGCUCGAGCAGAAAGCGUUGAACUUGGAGAUCAUUGUGAACAACAAAACUUUCACCAAUGGUCUAAAUAUAAUACAACUUGAAACAGCUGUGGGAGCCGCUAUGAAAGCAUUCGAAGGAAGUGUUGGUAUAAAUGUACCGCGCAGUAGAUUCUUGCCGGUGAAAAAGACCUCUGAUCUGAUGCUGGUAAUGAGUAAUUUAUAUACGCUGCGCAACGGAUCUCUCGUAAUGAGCCCUCAAAGGAUGUUCCCCACAACGCCUCUCAUCAAAUUGGGGGACAAUCACUUUUCAAAAGUAAAAGAGUUUCUCACCAGAUUUCCAACAAUACCGGAUCUCCUCGAGUUGGACCACUUGACUGUGUCGGGCGACGUCACCUUCGGAAAGGGGGUGACGCUGAAAGGCACCGUCAUCAUAAUCGCCAAUCACGGGGAACGCAUAGACCUGCCUUCUGGAACCGUUUUAGAAAAUAAAAUUGUGUCGGGCAAUCUACGCAUACUGGAUCACUGAGCGCUAAUGUAGGCGUUAGGCAAGGAAGUGUUUUUGUUUUUUUUAAUUCGUCCCGCGGAGAUCGCGCGAAUGCCCGUGCUCUUCGGCAAUCAUGUCUUAGCUUAAAUUAACUAGUCAAGCGAUUCAAUUGUAUAUAUUCAUAAUAUUAUUUUAGAAAGGGCCGAAAAUAUAUUUCUAUAGAAAUUAUUUUAUCGAAUUGUGUAUAUAAGAGCUUGUAUGAGAAUUUAAUCGUGAGAUAUCAAGAAAAGGAAAUUUAUAAUACAUUAAGUAUACACUGUUGUGUAGGCGCGGCGGAAGCUUACAUGUUAUUCUAUUACAAUAAAUAAAUGCUCUUUUAAA
Messenger RNA from Vollenhovia emeryi, 2172 nucleotides. It is a transcript of the gene UGP, whose product is annotated as UTP--glucose-1-phosphate uridylyltransferase. NCBI's taxonomy places the organism in Eukaryota, Metazoa, Arthropoda, Insecta, Hymenoptera, Formicidae. Gene Ontology annotation, biological process: UDP-alpha-D-glucose metabolic process; glycogen metabolic process. The transcript has 10 exons. Gene Ontology annotation, cellular component: cytoplasm. Gene Ontology annotation, molecular function: UTP:glucose-1-phosphate uridylyltransferase activity. The record is from RefSeq and is a predicted model, not a curated record. The coding region runs from base 16 to 1833 and encodes 605 amino acids.